This is a messenger RNA of Crotalus tigris (Tiger rattlesnake), 3467 nucleotides long. RefSeq names its product inter-alpha-trypsin inhibitor heavy chain 2 (gene ITIH2). Bases 137 to 3109 code for a protein of 990 amino acids. NCBI's taxonomy places the organism in Eukaryota, Metazoa, Chordata, Lepidosauria, Squamata, Viperidae. Gene Ontology annotation, biological process: hyaluronan metabolic process. The record is from RefSeq and is a predicted model, not a curated record. Gene Ontology annotation, molecular function: serine-type endopeptidase inhibitor activity. The transcript is spliced from 22 exons.
GCAAAACACAACACAACCAAGAGGAUUUGCGGUUUGCCUUUUUCACACAAGAGGACCCUCACACUCCUUUGAACUUGGAUCUAUAGCAAAAAAGUCCACCCCCCAGUUUUGGAUGGUGCGGAACUGGACAUAUUAAAUGUUCACUGGAACACUGGAAGGGGAAAUGGGAAAAAUGAAGUUCCUUGUUGCUUGUUUUAUGGUGCUGCAGCUGCUGGCUGUGUUGGAAAUCCAGAGUUUUGACUUUGUUGUGGAAGAAGACGCAGAGAAACUGGCAGAGCUGUUUGACUUGGAGACCGGGGGCCUCAUCUCAAGCCCGCGUAUGCGAAGGGGCAGACCUCAGAGAAGCACCUCCAACAGUGAAAAUGAGGAAGAACUGAUUCUUGGUGAUGACAAAAUAGUCCUCCACAGCUACAAGAUCCAGUCCAUCAUCACGUCCCGCAUGGCCAAUACGAUGGUCCAGACCAAAGUGGAAAACAGAGCCAAGUACUCACAGAAUCUGGCCUUUGAUGUUCAGAUCCCCAAAGGGGCCUUUAUCCACAAUUUUACUAUGAAUGUCAACGGUAUCACUUUUACUAGUUCAAUUAAGGAAAAAUCUGCCGCUCGAAGUCAGUAUGCCCGGGCUAAGGCCAAAGGUAAAGCUGCUGCGAUCCUAAGGAGCAACGCUUAUGACAUGGAGAACUUCAAAGCCGAACUCAGCGUCCCAGGUGGGACCAAAGUCCAAUUUGAAAUUCAUUACCAGGAGUCCAUCCGGAGGAAAUUAUCCUCCUACGAACACCUUAUCCCAGUGCAGCCAGGCAGGCUGGCCAAACACUUGGAGGUUAACAUCCACAUUGUCGAACCACAGGGAAUUAGUUUUGUCCACGUUCCUAAUGUGCUUGGUGAGCAGUUUAUUGACGCAACUAUAGUCAACAAAGGAGAGAAAAAGGCACACGUGUCCUUCAAACCAACCGUAGCCCAGCAACAAAAGUGCUCCAAUUGUACCACCACAGCUGUGGAUGGCAAUCUUGUGGUAACCUAUGAUGUCAAAAGGGAUACGAAAGCUGGAGAGCUGGAGGUCUUCAAUGGGUAUUUUGUCCACUACUUCGCUCCGGAUGACUUGGAUCCUCUGCCAAAAAAUAUCCUGUUUGUCAUUGAUGUCAGCGGCUCUAUGUGGGGAAUAAAAAUGAAACAGACUGUGGAAGCUAUGAAGACCAUCCUGGGUGACCUCCGAUCCGAUGACCAGUUUUCUAUCCUGGACUUCAACCACAAUGUCCGUUGCUGGAGAGAUAAUUUGGUUCAAGCCUCCAAAAUGCAGAUAGAUGCAGCCACGAAUUACGUUGAGGGAAUCCACCCCAAUGGAGGAACCAACAUCAACGAUGCCCUUCUCCGGGCCAUCUUUAUUUUAAAUGAAGCCAACGCUUUGGGGAUGCUAGAUCCAAGUUCUGUCUCCAUGAUAAUAUUGGUUUCAGACGGAGACCCAACUGUCGGAGAACUAAAGCUGCCCACGAUUCAGAAAAACGUGAAGAAGCAUAUCCAGAAUGACAUCUCCUUGUUCUGUCUUGGAAUCGGCUUUGAUGUGGACUAUGAUUUUCUGAAGAGGUUGGCGACUGAAAACAACGGAGCCGCGCAACGGAUCUUUGGGAAUCAAGAGACCUCUUCCCAAAUGAAGAAAUUCUACAACCAGGUUUCCACCCCACUUCUCAAAAAACUGGAGUUCAACUAUCCCGAAGGAGUCGUGUCCGAUGUAACCCAGAGCACCUUCCAGAACUAUUUUGGAGGGUCAGAGAUUGUGGUAUCGGGAAAAGUCGACACUGAAAAUGUGCAGCAUUUACAGAGUGUGAUAACAGCCACAGCAUCCAAUGCACAGCUAAUCUUGGAGAUUCUGGCUGACGUUGAGGGACUGGAUGACUUCCUGAACAAGAAUAAACAUGCCGAUCCCAAAUUCACGGAAAAGUUGUGGGCCUACCUGACCGUCAACCAACUCAUGGCUGAAAGAAACGUGGCUCCUACCGCCUCCUUGAAAAGAAACAUCACCAAGGCCAUCUUGCAGAUGUCGCUGGACCAUCACAUCGUGACCCCCUACACAGCUAUGCUCAUUGAGAACCCAGAUGGGGAGGAGAUGAUGCUGGCUGACUCCCCGCAGGACCGCAAGAGGGCCUGUUGUCCAGGUGCUCUAAGCAUUGGACAGCCCAAGCCCGUCCCUGCUUUGGCUCAGCCCGGCUCCAAAGACCCACAACCAGCACUUAGGGGUCCCACUGCAGCAACUGUAUAUCCAGUUAUUGGCCAAGAACAGACCAACAACUCCGUUCCGUCCUGGGCGAAGCCCACAACCAAAUCAGGGGGUCCUUUAGCUGCUGUCAGGGGCUCCCCUGCCAUAUCUGCAGUGGACAGUGACCCCCAUUUCAUCAUCAACCUCUCAAGGCAACAGAAGAACAUUUGCUUCAAUAUUGAUUCUCAACCAGGGGCCAUCCUGAAUUUAAUUUCAGAUGUAGAGUCCGGAAUUACAAUUAAUGGGAAACUCAUUGGCGCCAAGAGGUUCUUGAAUAAUAAACUCAACACCUACUUUGGCAAGAUUGGGUUUCAUUUUGAAGCGAAAGGCUUGAAGGUCGAAGUCAGCACUGAGACGAUCACCUUAAAGGACGGCUCUUCCACCAGCUCUCUUUCCUGGUCAGAGACAGGAAGUCUCAUUCGGAGGAGGUUGCUGGUCUUGGUCCAGAAAGAGAGCAACGUGACUCUCACUGUAGACGGGGAUCUGACCUUUAUGGUCCUGCUCCAUCGGGUUUGGAAAAAGCACCCAGUCAAUGUGGAUUUCCUGGGCAUCUACAUCCCUCUGGCAAAUAAUUUCUCCUCCGGCGUCCAUGGCCUCAUCGGUCAGUUCAUGCAGGAACCGGAUGUGGUCAUCUACAACGAAAGACCAGGACAAGAUCCCGGGAAAUCUGAUGCUACCAUGGAAGUGAAAGGCCACAAGCUUACGGUCACCCGAGGCCUGCAGAAGGAUUAUCGCUUGGACCGUGCCUUUGGGACCAACGUCCAGUGCUGGUUUGUACACAACAGCGGCAAAGGGUUCCUCGAUGGCCAUUACAGAGAUUACCUUGUCCCUAAUUUAUACAGCUACCUGAAGCGCUUCUGAAUGCUCGGCUUGAAAGCAGGCGAAGAAACGGUCCAAACGGCCACCCAACUCACCUUGUAGCAAUUCACACGGGCAACAACAGCCUUUGGGAAGAGUUUCAUCACGGCCUGCUCCAUCUUAACGCCGCCCACAUCCCCCCCUACCCUGAAAUUACCCUCCCCAGGGAUAUUUGGACAUUGGGACUGCUUGUGUAGAAUGCAAACCAAACAUUCGACUUUUGAGCAAAGUUGCAUUUGAAAGCAAAAUGUAACCGAAGGGUGCUGGAAAAAUGUAGAAAAGGUGGUUAUUAUUCCCCCCCCCCCCAGACUGUAUAAAGAUCGUGUAUCCAAAUGGAAUUAAAGUAGAAAACUCUCUGGUG